AAGAACCAUUGACCCGAUUAUAGUAGAUAAAAUUUAUUGAGGAGCAGGGAGAAUCAAACAGUUGCAAAUGAGUCGCCUUGCCCCAUUAUCAGAAGAUCUUUUCAACAAAGAAGAAAUCAGGAAAUUGUCUAAGAAAAACCAUGCAUGCAAGAAUUAGGUUAAAAGUUGAAACCCUGUUAAGUGUUCUUGUCUGCCCUCUUUUUCUCGUCUUUCUUCAACCUAACCACUCUAUUCUUCAGCAUUGCAACGCCCUGAACUGAAACAUCUCCUUUCGACCUAUGGCUAUGAAUCAAAACUUGAAGAGCUUCAAAACACCGUCAACAAAAUCAAAAACGUGCUUCUUGAUGUUGAAGCCAAGCAGGAGCUCUCCUAUGUAGUCCAACUAUGGAUUGAGAAUCUCAAGGAUGUUGUCUUUGAAGCCGAUGAUUUGCUGGAUGAGUUUAUCACUCUUGUCAAGCAGAAGCAACACAUCAAGGCUGAUGGUACAAUAUCCAAGAAGAUGGGGCUCUUUCUUUCUCGUUCGAACCCUUUAGUCCUCGCUUACAAGAUGUCUAAAGAGGUCGAGAAGAUAGGGAAGAACUUGAGUUGUUUUGCUGAUAAGAUAUCAUCUAUGAUGGAGUUUAGUCUUGAGCCUAUUAAGAAUAGAAAUCGAGAGACAUGUUCUUAUGUGGAUGUAGUUGAUAUUGUUGGAAGAGAAGCCGACUUGGAGCAUAUUGUUGGUAUGUUGCUUGAUUAUGAUGUUCAAAAUGAUGUUUCUUUCCUUCCUAUUGUGGGUAUGGGAGGAUUAGGUAAAACUGCUCUUGCACAACUUGUGUACAACGAUAAAAGGGUUGAAAGUGCAUUUUCUUUGAGGUUGUGGCAUUGUGUUUCUGAUCAAGAUCAGAAACAAUUGAACAUUGCUGAUAUUCUUCGUAAGAUUCUGACUCUAAUUACUGAUGAGAAUCAUGAAAAAUCCUCUGAGCAAAUCGUGCAAAGUCAACUUCAAAACAAAUUAUCAUCUAAAAAGUACUUGCUUGUUUUAGAUGAUGUAUGGACUGAAAAUUGCAAUCAAUGGAAUGAUCUAGUAAGAUUGUUGAAAGUGGGUCAAAGAGGAAGUUGGAUUGUGGUGACUACACGUUUAGAAGUGACUGCAAAAUUCAUCGGAUGUGGUUCAAUGUUCAAGCUCCAAGGUUUGGCGAAGAAAGAGUCAUGGAGCUUAUUCGAAAAGAUAGCAUUUGGUUCAGAGCACUCGAACCUUCAUGAUGAUCAGUUGGUCGAAAUAGGGCAAAAAAUUGUUGAAGCAUGUGGAGGAGUCCCUCUCGCCUUACGAGUAGCAGGAAGUCUUGUAUAUGGUCAAGACAAGAGGAAGUGGCAAACAGUUCAAGAAGUCGGCGUGGCCAACAUGGGCAAUGACAAUGGUAUCACACAUAUAUUGAAGCUAAGUUAUCAACAUCUUCCAUUUUCAAUAAAAAAUUGUUUUAGUUAUUGUGCCAUUUUCCCCAAGGAUCAUAGACUGAACAAGGAAACAUUGAUAAAUCUUUGGAUGGCACAAAACUAUGUUAUUCCAUUGGAUGAAGAUCAAAGCAUUGAAGAUGCAUGUGAAGAACAUUUUUUUAUUUUGUUGCGAAGGUGUUUUUUUCAAGAUAUAGAAAAAAAUGAUAUGACUGGUGAGAUAAAAUCGGUUAAGAUACACGAUCUUUUGCAUGACAUUGCACAAGGUGUCUCAAGCAAAGAGAUUUUUGCAGCAAUUAACAUCAGUGGAAACCUAGACAAAAAAGUUCGUCAUCUCUCUAUUUCUAGCAACACAAAACAUGGUAAAUUUCCUUUGAACAACACUUGUAUUCGUUCGUAUCUUGAUAUUUCUGAGGUAGAUUAUGAUUUGAGGAAUGUGGAUAAUAGUUUUGAGGAGACAUUACUCGAUAGUUGUAGACACCUAAGAGCAUUAAAAUUAACAAGAUUAGGGGAAAAAAGUUUGUCAAACCCUAUAGGUAAGUUAUUGCAUUUAAGAUGUUUAGAUCUAUCACUUAACCAUGAAAUAAAAAUACUCCCAAAUUCAAUAACAAAAUUAUGUAAUUUAGAAGCCAUAAUUUUAUUUGAAUGUAUUUUCUUAGAAGAGUUGCCCAAAGAUUUGAGUAGGUUGAUCAAACUUAGAGUCUUAGAUGUUUUGGGUUGUUCUAGAUUGAAGUAUAUGCCUAAGGGCAUUGAUAAGUUAAUUUGUCUUAAUAGACUGAGACAUUUUAUAGUGAGUGGUGAAGAGAGUUAUUCAAGUUGGACGGAAUGGACUUCUGGGUUAGAAGAGUUGAAAGCUCUUAACAACCUUAAAGGCGAUCUUAAUAUUGAGGUUAGGUGGCCUAAAAUUGUAGAAAAUGUGGUUGAAGAAAUUCGAGAUAGAAAAGGAUUAUAUUUAAGGGAUAAGAAACAUCUUGCUCACAUUGAAAUUAAUUUUUAUAAUUUGUUUGAUGAGAGAAGACAAUUGUUUAAUGAGGAAAUAAUAAAAUUGAUGGAAAAUCUGCAACCACCUUCUAGUCUUCAGUUUUUAAAGGUGGAGUGUUAUUAUGGUACGAAAAUGCCAAAGUGGAUAUCCCAUCUCCCAAACCUUGUGUCUCUUACAAUUGAUGGUGGUGUGGAGUUGGAGUACUUGGAAACCUUUGGAAAUGCAAAACAAGGGUCAUUCCUCCCUUCCCUUCAAAAACUUGAGUUAUUAUAUCUUUGUGAGUUGAAAGGAUGGAGGAGAGGACUAGGGGUGGAAGAUAACAAUAACUCACAAUUGGAAUUACUUCCAUGUCUCCCUAGUUUGAAGCAAUUAGAGAUAAAUGAUUGUCCGAAGUUGAUGUGUUUUCCGGUGUGUCCCAGGAUAGAGAUAUUAUCUUUAUUAGAGUUUAAUAAAAGAUUGAAAGGGAUAAUAGAAACAGAAAGGGAUGAGAAAAGUGCUCCAAAAUUAAGGAUAUUGGAAAUAUAUGAUGAUGUUUCAUGGUUGAAUUCACUUCCUAGGGAGUCUUUUCAGUGCCUUGAAACCCUUACUAUACAUAGGAAUAGGAAGUUGAAGAAUUUGGGAGAAAUUGAGAAGGUGUUUCAUGGCUGUUCUUCUUCUCUCCGAUCUCUGUGUAUUGUUAAUUGCUCCGAAUUGAGAAGUGUUGUGGUGGGAGGAUUGGAGCAUCUCUGUGCUUUAGAGAUUUUAGAGAUUAGAAAUAGUGUGAAACUGAACUUAUCUGAAGAAAAAGAGGGAAAGGAUGAUAGUGACGUCGGCAUGGACAUCGAAACAUAUCCAUCCCUUCUUCCAUCUCUUCACACUUUGAGAUUAUCUGGUCUCCAAGAAAAUAUUGCGAGUCUACCAAACUGGACACAAUUCUUGCCUGCUCUUCGAACCCUUCAUAUUUGGUUUUGCUCAGGACUGAAAGCAAUGCCGAAUUGGAUGCCUAAACUCACCUCUCUUAAGUUACUUCAUGUUUCUCAUUGUUCUAAAAUUCUGGAAAGAAGAUGCAAAGAAGAUCCAGAAGGGGAGGACUGGCCUUACAUUCAACACAUUCCCAACGUUCAAUUCAUAGAUUGUUAUGAUGAAUACCAUUCGGAUGAAGAGUAUUCUGAUGAAGACUACUGAUUAACUCCUCUGCUCUUCUGGCCAUUUGUCAGGUAUGUGCUCAGGCUAGUGUCAUUACAGAUACUGGACAGGAACUUGAUGUAUGAAAUGCUCAGUGCAGUAUCCUGAUCUUCCGUUAUGAUAACAAAAUUAAGAUAACAAAAAUAUAAACACGCACUAAAAGAUGAUGAAUAUAAAAUUCUGAAAGAUAAAAAGUAAUGACAUUAUGAUAUAAAUUUAUUAGUCUAUAAAAAAUAAUAGUUUAAAUUAGAGUUUGAUCCCUUAAUCAUAGAUUACAAAUAAGUUACUCAAACCAUUGGAUUGUAGUAGUUUUUUUUUUUUAUAUUUUUGCACUCUUUAAAAAAAAUAUCAUAUUAGUAGGAGGGACCAAAGCCAAAAAUACAAAGGAUCGCAUUAUCAACAAGGGGGUCGUAGCUUCGCCUAUGGCUAUCACCAAUCUUAACACAUGCUCAAGGUCUAGCAUGGAACUAAGUUAUUACUUCUAACCUUUGAAUCCAAAUUCUUCUACACUUCAAAUGUCAUGUAACAACAUAACCAAGAGUAACAACACACUCAAGUUACUCUCUUAAAGUUUAUAUUGAUUUGAAAUAGAGGAGAGAAUCCUACAUACAUAUAAAAAUUGUGAAUUUCCAACAUCAAUAGACGUGUUAUUUAAUCAUGUUCCAUAUAUUUGACUUUGCUGCCCAGUGCCCAUCCAAGCUACUCACACAUUAAUUCUUUAUGGUUGUAACUCAUAUUCAGUAUUAUAGAAUGGUUAGAAUGAUGUAACAUGUGCUGCUCAGAUUUUUUGUGAUUACUUUAUAAAGAUUGUGAUCAUGUGGAUGCACUAAUUACGGAUAGUCUGAUGUGUUUACAUUAUAUUAUAAUUAAUUGUAUUAUAAUUAAUAGCAAUUAAACCCAUGUGUUUAAUUACAUUUAAUGAUAAUUUGAUCAUUGCUAAUUACUUAUUCACAAAUCAAAAUCUAUUAAAUAGACAAGGUGGUCUACCAUUCAUUAUUCACAAACCAAACACAUAUAUAGAAGUAUUUGCUUGUCUGUUCUAUCUCUUCCUGUUCUGUUCCCAUCAACCCAACUUAAUUCCCUGAAAUUCGAUUAUGGAUGUGGUUGGAACAACGUUGUCUGUUACUCAAACUCUUUCUUCAGCAUUGCAACUAUAAAUAGGGUGCUCAUCACUUGCAUUUUCAUCAUCCCACCACAACAUCCUUGAGUGGUAAAGCAAAAGUGAGAGCAAUAUUUUAGAGUGAGAUGUAGUAAGUGUAAGAUUGAGCUACUAUAAUAUAGUAGUAGUAUAUAUUGUAUUCUUAUAUGUUUCUAGUGCUAUUAAUAUUACUUUAAGCAUUAGUUGUUGAACACCACUCUAAAUUUUAUUGUCCACAUUAUUAUUUUGCUAUCCCUUCCACAUAAAUAUACCCCGAAAUUCUCUACAAUUGGUAUCAGAGCCAAACGGUCUAUUGUGAGACUCACUUUGGUAAAUUAUCAGCCAAGGACUGGUAUAAUUAGUCAAAAUAACUUUGGCUACCCGAGUGAUCAAGUGAUCACAUUGACAUUCCAUUUGUGUGCAAUCUGGGAUUGUGAAGGUUUUUAGUGAGAGACCAAAC
Amaranthus tricolor (Joseph's coat) is the source of this 5175-nucleotide messenger RNA. Its product is annotated as putative disease resistance protein RGA3. Bases 500 to 3577 code for a protein of 1025 amino acids. Gene Ontology annotation, molecular function: ADP binding. The record is from RefSeq and is a predicted model, not a curated record. The transcript is spliced from 3 exons. Gene Ontology annotation, biological process: defense response to other organism. NCBI's taxonomy places the organism in Eukaryota, Viridiplantae, Streptophyta, Magnoliopsida, Caryophyllales, Amaranthaceae.